Linum trigynum is the source of this 2608-nucleotide messenger RNA. NCBI's taxonomy places the organism in Eukaryota, Viridiplantae, Streptophyta, Magnoliopsida, Malpighiales, Linaceae. The record is from the annotation of a GenBank genome assembly.
CGGUCCAAAGAUAGACUGUUGUUUGACGGAACUUAUUAUCAGUAUUUGGUCAUUAUAUUAAGAGUACCGCUCGCAGUUAAUUUCUCUGUCCAAAGACUAAGAAUUAAUGUUGCAUUUGGUAUCUUAUGAUGGGUUCCCAAAAAAAAAAAAAUUUGGUAAAGUUCUUGUCUUGUUUAAUUACGUGGCUUGAUGUGUGUUUUCUUUUAUCUCAUUAUAGUUUUUUCGUGCUUUGGUUUAUAUGUUUCUGUCGAAAAUAAAGUUAACUCUUCUGUUAAAUGGGAUGAAUCUAAAGAAUUUAAAGUAAAAUUCAAAACAAUUAUUCUCGAUAUAUAGACAUUGAUCUUGCGCUUUUAUGUGGAACAAUCUCUAUUCUACUUCGGAAAAUCUCAAUGAGAUUUAAUAAUAGCGAAUAGAGAGAUAUCCAAUUCAGUGUGCAUGAUGAUCAUUAAGCGCUCUAUUCGAUGAAUAAUUAUGGGGCUAUUAUACUGAGAUGCCUCUGAGGUUUAUUGAAGUAAUAAUACAGUAUUUUGCCAAAAACAUAGAAGGAUCCGGGGUAAGCUGCCUAUUGGGGUAAUUUAAUCCAUAAAGUAAAGGCAAAAUGUACAAGUGUAUUAUAUUUUGGAGGUGUCAAAAGAGAUACUCAACACUUGGUUUAAUUUAUCUUCCUCCAUGAAGUUUUAGGUGAGUACUAAUAUUCACAAAAGAAGAGGAGGGAAGAUACGAGAUGAGACUGAACUCAAUCACUAAACCUCAAAUUCUCAGUAAAGGAACAAAUAGAGAGUUAAGGAUGUUAUGGUUUCGUUGAACUCUUAAGGACAUAGUGAGGAGUAUUUCUACUUACUAGACUCCAUUUGGAUAAAAGCCAUAAAGAUUACAACGUACAUCCUUAAAUUGAGUAUCCAUAAAGUAGUUAAUGUAACUAAUACGUGCAAUAAGGUACUUGCACAUUUAGAGUUGUCCAAAUAAGGAAAACCUUAUAAGGUACAAAAGGUAUAAUGGACAAAAGGAUACAAUUAAUGAUAUGAUCCCAAAUUGCCAACCAUUCACGUCACAAUUACUUGAUAAAGAAGCUAUCGAAGUUGGGAAGAAGAAAGGCAGAAUUUGUUUAAGUGUUGGGACAGUUUCGAAAUGCCUACUUUGGAGGCAUGGUUCUCACAAUUGGUUCACUGAAAAUUGGCUUUCAAGGGCUUGUUUUACAGAUAAAGUUGUCAUGUUUCUAAUGGUAUGCUUCGAGGAUCCAGAAGAUGUCAUUAAGGUUAUUUUCCAAGGCCUCAAAGUUGCUACCUCAAAACUGGAAAACUGCCAGAAAAUGGCUAAGGCAGGAAACUGUUUUUUGAAGCCUACUUUGGAGCUCAAUUCAAGGAGCAUGGAUGGGAGUCAUGUCAAAAGGCUUCCACAACAUGAAACUAGGUAUGUUUAUCUACCAAGGGAAGGAAUCGGAUGAAAUAUUGGAGUUCGGGAAGGCCUCAAACGCAAGGCGCAAAGUUAGUACGAAAGCUGUCUUUUGACUGUUUUGCGGACAGCUUACUUGUGCUUCAAGAAAAGAAGUUUAAACCCGAAUUUUGUGUCCUUUUUAGUGUAGAAGUUUACCUUAACUGUUUCCUAGUUAUACUAUGAUUCUAUUAGGUUUUAUUUGCCUUUAAAUAUCGUUCUAUUUCGUUGUAAAAUUCAGACUUUGUUGAAUAGAAAAGAAACCGUUUGGUUUGUGCAAGUUGCGACUUGUUUUGGGUUUGGUGGAUUCCAAACUUGCUGAGCUUGUGUAUCGAUUGAAUAGUCACUUCAAUCGUGGUCGAGCAACUACCCUUUUAUACCAAUCGAGCUAUCCCCAGGUGUGGAUUUGUCCUUUUGGUUCCGUUUUAUCCAAGUUCGUAUUAAGAAUGCUUCGUUUUUGAUUCGAGCUCAAUCGAUUCUUCGAUUGAGUCGUUAGCUGCGUGACUUUGAUAAAGAUACACCCCCCAGGGGCGUAUUAAUUAACUUAUACCUUGUUGGCUACUCAAAAGCACUCUCGAGGCUACAAGUUUUAUAAUCUCACAUCAAGAAGUUUUUUUUUUAAUGAGAAAUGAGAAAUUUCUUGAGUAUAUUGAGUUUUGGGGGGAAGGAACCAUAUGGAAAUGUUGUUACUGCACAAACUCAACAAACUCAAGAAAUGCCAUCAAUUAGGAUAUCCACAAAGCAGUUGUAUCUUCUUUAAACAUAAGGAUGACGUCAGGUUGACUAAUGAUCAGGUUCAUAUUAGUCUAGUCAUGCACAGUUCUAGUUCUGAAGAGUGGAUUGAUGCUAUGUGGUGAUGUAAAAGAGAUAUAUAAGGCACAAUGGUCUCUAAAGGCUUUACUCAUAAAGGAAAGCAUUGACUCAAAGAGACUUUCUCUCUGGUAUAUUUGAAAGACUCUUUUAGAAAUAUGAUGGCAAUGAUGGCUCAUAUAAGCUUCUCAUUAUUGAUAUCACAAAUUCAUCUUGUUAUUAGCUCAUUCGGAUUUAGAGACUAAUGUUGGAGAUGAUUGUGUAUAUCUUAAGUUCAGUGGGAGUAAAUUCGUUUUCCUGUUUUAUACAUCAUGGUUGUUCUACUUAAGGUGCAAGUAGAAUAAGUUAGUAAACCAGGAUAUUUUUU